CAGCUGGGACAAGGGCCACCACCUUCCAGGGAGGGGACCAGACUCCUGUCAGCAGUGGCUAGAGAAGGACGAGCAGCAGUACCUGGCCUGCAGGGUGUUCCAAAGAGCAGCCAUGUCCACCCCGUAUCCAUCUCUGGAGGACCUGAAGGUGGACCAAGCCAUGCAGGCCGAGGCCAGAGCCUACCCAGGAUGCCCGCCCUGCCGGGGCAGGGAACAGACUCCCAGCCUUCAGUUUUGUACCCAAACCUGGCGGAAUUGGAAAGUUAUAUGGGUCUUUCGUUCUCCAGCCACGAAGUCCAGCAGAACCUGCCUCAGAUUCCAGAAGGUGCCAGUGCAGCGGUCUCAGGCCCCUCACCGGACCAGGUGGUGGCGCCGGUGUCCGGGAAAAGCUUGGGCGUGCUGCCUGGGGAGAUCAAGCUCGGGGUGCGCGAGAUACACCUGUGCAAGGACGAGCGCGGCAAGACGGGGCUGCGGCUGCGGGCCAUCGAAGGCCAUUCCAGCAGAACGUCACCAUGCACAAGGACAGCACAGGCCACGUCGGCUUUGUCAUCAAGAAGGGGAAGCUCAUCUCUUCGGUCAAAGGGAGUUCUGCGGCCCGCAACGGGCUCCUCAUCAACCACUACGUGUGCGAGGUGAACGGGCAGAACGUCCUUGGGCUGAAGGACAAAGAAGUCACGGAGAUUCUGGCCACAGCCGGGAACGUCAUCAACCUGGCCAUCAUCCCCACUGUGAUCUACGAGCACAUGGUUGUCCCCAGCCCUGCUCCACCACACCGUGGACCACUCCAUCCCUGACAUCUGAAGGCAUGGGAGAGCAGCUCAGCUCUCUCACCCUCCAGCAGGAAAAGGAGAGUCCUCAGGGGACAGGCUGUGGAGGCCUGCUGCCUGGGGGCGGGGCUGUCUUGAGGAGGGCGUGUUCGGGGGUGGGGGGGGGCGUGCAGCAUUGGAUCACAUGGGCCUGUCAUUUAUACACACUGGCCUCCUUGGAGCCUCAGCCUCUUAACUGGGCUAAGGCAGGGGCAGGGCCCGGAGGCAGUGAUUCUCUGAGCCGAUUUAAAUGCUGGGCACGUAGGCAGGCCGACUGAACGCUUCCUAAAGUUGCAGCUGGGUCCCUUUCAAACUUUUGCCUCUACCAGUAAAACAUUUCCACAGUUUGAGAGAACAAAUACAUUUUGGGGGGAGAAUUGUUUCUUUUUCCUUUACUUGUUCUUUGUCACAAACUGUAUUUAGUUAUAUAUAACCCUUCACUGUCUUUUGAAUAAAGAUUUGAUUUUAUGUAAAAUCCCUUCCUCAAAAGUAACUGAAAUUCCAGAAUCUUCUGUCUCAUGACAUGCCAGAGCUGGUUUUCUUUUAAGCAGUGGUGAGACCAAGCCCUUUGCUACGUAUUGCCUGUGAGAGCAGUGACUGGGCUUUGCCACCGUCACAUGCCGCGGGUCUGGGGCAUGGAUGACUAGAGGGGGAUGGUGCAGGGCUCUGGAAGGGGGCCCUGGCUUUCGCGCACCCACUGCUCAGCGACUGCAGCUGGCUUCUGCAUCUGCAGGACGGGCGUGAGGACCACUUCAAGGGUGCUGGAGAGGAUGGAACACGUGCACUUACAGGGCCCCGCGGGUCUGACGGGGGGCGUGGAGUAUGGCAAGUGACCCCCUGGAGGUGAGUCAGAAGCACGGCAGAGCUGAGCCAGCACGCAGC
Kogia breviceps (pygmy sperm whale) is the source of this 1688-nucleotide messenger RNA. NCBI's taxonomy places the organism in Eukaryota, Metazoa, Chordata, Mammalia, Artiodactyla, Physeteridae. The record is from RefSeq and is a predicted model, not a curated record.